AUGUGUAGAGAGGGGUUUCGUCCUGGUCAUACGACUUUGGUUAGUUUGGUACCGUCUUGUGGCAGGCAUGAGUUAGCUUUUCAGGGGAAAUCUGUUCAUGGGUUUGGAAUUAAGGCUGGCCUUGAUUCAGAUUCGGAAGUUAAGAAUGCUCUUACUUCGAUGUAUGGUAGAUGUGCAGAUUUGGAAGCGGCAGAAGUCUUGUUUGAAGAGAUUGGUGACAAAAGUGUGGUUUCUUGGAAUACUAUGAUAGGUGCUUAUGGCCAAAAUGGUUGCUUUGAUGAGGCAAUGCUUGUGUUUAAACGUAUGCGAGAGGAAAAUGUGCAAGCCAAUCAGGUGACCAUGGUAAGCCUUCUGUCAGCAAAUGCCGAUCCAGAGUCAUGGAGAGAGAGGGGAAUCGACGACGGAGGUGUAGAAGUGGAGGAAAUCGACGAUGAAGGUGGAGAAGGGGACUGUGGUGAUUGA
Molecule: messenger RNA, 462 nt
Organism: Rosa rugosa (rugosa rose)
Lineage: Eukaryota; Viridiplantae; Streptophyta; Magnoliopsida; Rosales; Rosaceae
Product: pentatricopeptide repeat-containing protein At2g04860-like
Exons: 2
Coding region: 1-462 (153 amino acids)
Biological process (GO): RNA modification
Molecular function (GO): protein binding; RNA binding
Source: RefSeq, a predicted model, not a curated record